Messenger RNA from Diprion similis, 1334 nucleotides. RefSeq names its product mpv17-like protein. The coding region runs from base 410 to 1039 and encodes 209 amino acids. The transcript has 5 exons. NCBI's taxonomy places the organism in Eukaryota, Metazoa, Arthropoda, Insecta, Hymenoptera, Diprionidae. The record is from RefSeq and is a predicted model, not a curated record. Gene Ontology annotation, cellular component: cytoplasm; membrane.
AGUCGCCGCGCGACUGUCAGCUCAUUGAGUGAGUGGACGGAUGUGCUAGACUCGAGCCUCUCAAGGCAAGACCUCAGUGGGUAUUCGUCCGCGGCAGUUGCCAAAAAAGUAGUUCAGCAUAUUAUUCAAGGGCGAUUAAAUCGAGCUCACUGUGUCAUCACCAUACCAGAUACGAAUAAUCACAGCAACGCGAAGGUCUAAAUACGUAUAUUUGACAGUGAUCUAACUUCAUGUGACCGUCAACUUGCAGUGUUCCAAAGUUCAACGCGUACUUUUCCGAUAAUCGUUAAGCACAAGUUUUCAACAACGGGGUGCGUUACGUGAUGACACGCGUUUGGGACAUGCAAAGUUGACGUAACUUUGCAACGCUUCACGCGUGUUUCUUUGUUUCAGAGCCUAAAUAUCGAAGAUGAGGGUCAUUUUGUUGAAAUUCCGUGAGGUCACUACCAAAUAUCCCAUUGUCCGUGGAAUGGCAUCAUACACAGUAAUAUGGCCAGCUGCGAGUUUGCUUCAACAAAAGUUCAUUAGUAAUCAAGAAUUGAACUACAUGCAAGCCUUGAGAUUCAGCUUGUACGGAGGAUUCUUUGUUGCACCGACCCUUUUUUGUUGGAUCAAAUUUGCCUCGUAUAUCUGGCCUAAGAAUGACCUCAAGUCUGGAAUUGUGAAGGCUCUCGUGGAACAAGUUUCUUAUGGCCCAGCUGCUAUGUGCUGUUUCUUCUUUGGUAUUAACCUACUAGAAUUUAAACCUAUUGCGGAAUGUGUGGAAGAGGUCAAACAGAAGUUUUGGCCUACAUGGAAGACUGGAAUAUGUGUAUGGCCGAUACUUCAAACAAUCAAUUUUACCCUCAUCCCAGAAAGAAAUCGUGUAGUCUAUGUCAGUGUUUGCAGUUUAAUGUGGACAUCAUUUCUUGCCUACAUGAAGUCUCUGGAAAAGCGGCAGCUUACAAAUAAUACUAAAUUAGAAAUCGAUCCUAUUGAAACAAAGCAGCAUGACCAACAGUCACAAGAUAAGACCAAGACUGGUUUCAUAUCUCAUUAACGUUCAAGUUCCUUAGGAAUAAAAAGAAAUUUCUAAGAAUGUUUUUAUUACGAAUAAGUAAAAUCUUUCAAACGUUUAGUCUGACCACUAAAAAUACUGUUUACCCUGUGUGGUCAUUGAUUUCAUAUUACUAUACAAAUGAUUGUGCCUAUAAUUGGAUGAAACUUCAGUUGCAACAUCUGACGUAUGUGUAUCUUUCCUUUUUUUUUUUGAUGCAAUACAGUUUGCCAUACACUAUUUACAUAGUAUUAGAUUCAUGACUUUACUGAUACUUGCAAUAGCCCAAAUUAAGUAU